AUGUAUGUCAACAGGAUGUACUCGAUGCAGAACGACAUUAUGUAUUUACAGUCGAGGAGGAAGGUCACCCAGUAUUAUGUGUUGUCACUGCUUUCUGAUUUUAUGAAAACUGUGUUGCUUUUGUUUGACACGUUGGCCUUUUGUUUUACCAUCUCCACUGCUUUGCUUAUGAUGCUUUUUGGAUAUGUGGGUGUCAUAUCAGAAAAGCCAAUUGCUCUACAUGGAAAGCUGUACAUAGGGACCGUUUAUUUCGACAUUUUGCUGAAUUUUUUAAUUGCCGUAGUUUUUAUUUACAAUAUAUUUAGAAUGCCCUCGUGGAACUUGUCGUACGUGGCUAAAUUUAUUGUAAACCGUAAUUUUUUUUAUUCCAUUAUGACCAUGAUUAUUGGCCUUUGUCUCCUUUCCAUUGUGUUUAAUAUAUAUGCCUUAUAUUACACGCGAAGGUUUAAAACGUUGGUAAGGGCCAUAGAAAACGAAACCAAAAAUGCAAGAGCAAAUGAUAGGGUACCUGCAAGGUCCAAUUUAAGAUCAUCUACCAAAGGGAACAAGAGUGCACGAGGAAAUGCGAACAUGAGGGUAAACUUGCAAGGAAAUACGGAAGGGAGCGUACCCACAGAAGGAAACGCGCUCGCACCAGGGAAUGCGCAAUCGAACGGAAAUGGGAACAAAAGCGGAAAGGCACAAGCACUUGCGAGCACACGCCUAAACGGAAAGGAAGAACCAGCACUAAGCGGGGAAAAAAUAAGCAUUAUGGUUGAUGAGAACACUGGACCAGAUGGCAAACCUUUGGAGGACUCAUUCGCAUUGGAAAAGCCGUCCUUUAAUGUUGCCAAGAUGGUAUUCCCCCUGAAUGCAGAGACCAAAAUAAAUGACAUUCUAGAGGACAAUGCAAAGGCAAAACUGAGCACGAAAAAAAAAAUUACACUUGGAUUAGACAAGGAGCAGCAAAGCCUUGAGUCGAGGAGGAAGAAAUUUGUGCAUGAUGAUAUUGCCCCAAUGGAAAUAGAAAUUAUCAAAGAAGAAGUAAAAGAGGAGCUGCCAUCUGUGCACAAGGAGGAAAAGGAAUUGCCCCAAGUUAACCCUUCUGAGAAGGAAGUGCAACCAGAGAAAAAUGCUGAGAAAGAAUUACCUCCAAUGAAUAAUGUUGAGAAAAACUUGUAA
Molecule: messenger RNA, 1161 nt
Organism: Plasmodium cynomolgi strain B
Lineage: Eukaryota; Apicomplexa; Aconoidasida; Haemosporida; Plasmodiidae
Exons: 2
Coding region: 1-1161 (386 amino acids)
Source: RefSeq, a predicted model, not a curated record